Molecule: messenger RNA, 648 nt
Organism: Lingula anatina
Lineage: Eukaryota; Metazoa; Brachiopoda; Lingulata; Lingulida; Lingulidae
Product: P2X purinoceptor 7-like
Source: RefSeq, a predicted model, not a curated record
AUGGCUGAGAGUAGCGAUUCUACACGCGAAAUUUAUCAUCAAGAUUUGAGUGAAAAUGAAAGCUGGUCGGAGACGAAUGAGUCGUUUUCCGAAGAAGAGGAGGAUGGUAUCCUUAGUUUGAGCGAAGUGGGACAAGCUUUGCCGCAGGUGAAGCCCUAUGUUUUGGACCCGCCAGCGCCGGAUGCAAGCACUAGUAGCAAUGCCAGUGCUGCGGAGGGCAGGGAGUGCGUUCGCCGUGAAGACCGACGCAAAACAGAUGAAUGGUGCACCUGUGGACAUUGCCAAAUCCUGCCAGGUGCAUCAGAAAAUAUCUGCUGCAAUGAAGUGGAAAUAGUACAGAUGAAGAGCAAAGAGGAGAAUGUCCAGUGUAUUACUGACCACCCAGGGUUUGAGCCAGUCUGCCUGAACAAGUGGGUACUGGAAACUGCUUGGAUGCAGUUCAGGCAGCAAUAUGGGGGGAAAGCAUUUGAAGGACGAGAGGAUCAAAGACUGAGGCAUAUCGCUUAUAGGCAAUUUGUCCGCUGGGUUUGGGGGUGGCUGGGUAAGAAAAUUAGGGUCACAAUGCCCAGUUGUGCAGUUAGCUGCAUUCGAGCCCACUACCCCCCACCUUCAGAAGAAGAGCACUUCACUGGCUUCAAAGACCAGUAA